Messenger RNA from Capsaspora owczarzaki ATCC 30864, 2115 nucleotides. Its product is annotated as shaker cognate l-PA. Gene Ontology annotation, biological process: potassium ion transmembrane transport. Gene Ontology annotation, molecular function: voltage-gated potassium channel activity. The transcript has a single exon. The record is from RefSeq and is a predicted model, not a curated record. Bases 1 to 2115 code for a protein of 704 amino acids. Lineage: Eukaryota; Filasterea; Ministeriida; Capsasporidae. Gene Ontology annotation, cellular component: membrane.
AUGGUGAAUCCGGCCGAGCUCGUGCUGAUGACGCAGCGCCGUGCCGCUGGAGGUGCAGCGACUGUAGCACACCACGCAAUGGAAGGCCAGUCGACGCCCACGACCUCGAUGGGCUCUGCGGCGCUCGACGGGACCAACUUUGGAUUUGGCGAGCGAAGCGGCAGUUUUUCGCGGCUGAAUCGCGGCGACAGCACCGGUGAUCUGUCGUACCAGCCCAGCCGCGCCAUGGAGAUGUACUUUGACAAGGCAGGCGAUGACGACGAGGAUGACGACGAGGAUGGCGACGACGACGAGGAGAAUGGGGACAGCGACGGGGACGUAGAAAACGAGGACGUAGAACAGUAUACGACCAGGACUGGCGCAAUGCACGUCAACCAACUGCAUGGCCACACAGCUGGCUACAAGCAGCAACAGCAACAACACUCGGGUGAUGGUGCGGGUGAUGGGCAUGCGGACGACGCGGCUGCUUCUGCUGCUGCUGCUGCUGCUGCUGCUGCGGGAAUGGGCGUGGGUGGAGCUGAAACCGCACAGUGGGACAGCAGCCAGGCUGCGCCACCAGGAGCUCCACUCGCUGCAAGGGCACGAACACAGUCGCAGCUAAAACCGACGGGCAACGGCGGCGGUGGCAAGCAGGGCUCAGAACCAGGAGCAAAAGGCGCCAAUGCUACCGCCAAUGAUGCUGCUGAAGGAUCACAACCACGGCUCGCAUGGAUGUCGAGCGCGACCGUCCUCUCUGACGAGGCAAAAGCAAAGCGGCAAAAGCGAAAGUCCAAGAAAGGUCGGCCGAAAAAGCACCGCGGUCGAGGCCGAUCGCUGGCAGACUUGUCGCUCCGAAGCCGGAUCUUUCUGUUCCUGUCGGACGCAAACUACUCGCUGUACGCGUACUACUACCAGCUCUUGAUGUUCUUCUUGAUCAUUCUGUCGACGUUCACGUUCUGCCUGGGCACAGUGCUCAGCUUCAACGAGUACUCGGAGCAGAAGGACACUUGGUUUGCCCUUGAAACAAUCAUCAUUGUCGGCUUUUGCUUUGACUACAUUGGCCGCCUGGUCACAGCUCCGCGGACGCUGCUGUUUGUCGUGCAACCGAUGAACAUUAUCGACCUGCUCGCCAUCCUGCCGUACUUUGUCGACAUCAUUCUGACGGCGACCGUGGGCGAGAGUCAGGUCGGCGCCGCCACCAUCAUCCGUAUUCUCCGUUUGUUCCGCGUCAUGCGUCUGUUCAAAAUGUCCAGCAAGCUCGAGCAGCUGCGCCUGGUCAUCAUUGCCAUUUCCCGAUCUCGCGAAGGCAUCCUGCUGCUCUUGCUUCUCGUGGUCAUGUCCCAGGUUGUGUUUGGCUCGUGCAUGUACUAUGCCGAAACGUCCGUUUGCACCGUCGACGACGUCAGCAAGCAGUGGACGUGUAGCUUCAACGGCAACCAGUACGAGACGCCCUACCAAAACAUUCCUGCGGCGUUCUGGUGGUGCAUUGUGACAAUAACCACAGUGGGCUAUGGCGAUCAGUUUCCUGUCACGCCCGGCGGCAAGAUUGUCGCGUCCAUCACCAUGCUCUGCGGCCUCUUGGUCAUUGCCUUCCCUGUGACCAUGAUUGGCUCGAAUCUGAACGAGGUGUACGCCGAGUACCGCACGGCCAAGGCGAAGCGCGUUCGCCAGCAAAAUCUCGUUCGCGCCGGUCUUAAAACGCUCGUCGACGAGGCAGAGGCCCUUGCGUCGGGCACCACCGCAUCGUACGUCUCGACCACUGUCAGCAACCUUAGCUCGCGCAGUGGUUUGGACCAGACGGUGCCUCCAGACUUUGGCGCUGCCCUGCGUCUCUGCGUGCGAUUCUCCACCAUCACGGGUAAACGCGUCGAGCGGCUACGGCAAGAGACGUCCGAGCUCGAAACCAUCUUGUCUGGAUUCACACACAUCCUGAACCAGACCAUUCUGGCCAACCCCGAGGCCUUCCACGAACUGGAGACCGCAUCGACCUCGCGGCUUGUUAGUCCUCACGUCGAUCAGGAGGAGGACGACACCGAUUCAAGUCUUUCACCCAGCGGGAGCGCGCCCGCCGCUGUCGAGGACAAGCCACGGCCAUCUGCAACGUCCGUCCUGUCCGUUGUCGUGGAGUCUGCAUAA